AUUGCACAUUCAAACGCGAUGGAAACGUGGUUACCGAGCCACUCCUUGCCGAUUACUAUCUUCUGCCCGAGAUUUUUCAAUGCAAAUCAUUGGACUACUUGCGCAUCCAGUACCUUGGCGACUCAUACAGCUUCCCAAACCUGGUUUCAGCAAACUGGCUUUAUGUCACGAGUUCCGAACAGACUGUGACAUUCCCAAACCUUGCUACCGUCGAUAAGCUCGACAUUGGCGACCCCACCUCCAGUGAUUCAAUCUCCUUGAUGUUCCCUGCACUGUCUACUGUCGCUUCUGCCUACUCUGUGUCGUUCUCGGCCGUUCGCGCACAAUUCAGCCACGCUGGCCUCACAACUAUCGGUACUUUGACAACCACAAACAAACUGACCUCUCUUGUGCUCCCUGACGUGGUCAGUGUGGCCUCGUUCAACGCGACAGCCUUGGCCACCUUGACUGCGGGUUCCCUGCAGUCCAUUGGUAGCCUGACGUUCCCUGCGGGCGCUGUCAUGGCGACCCUGACUCUGCCAAGCCUGCAGACCAUCACAACUCUAAGCCUUGGAAGCUCGGCCCUGACAACUGUCACCUUGCCCACCCUGGCAUCAGUCGGCUCUUUCACAGUUCAGACGGGAGCCGGCCUGACUUCUUUGACGUUGCCCAAGCUCCAGACCAUCACAACCCUCAGUCUCGGGAGCGCCGCUCUGACAAGUCUCACCAUGGCCACUCUCACCUCAGUUGGCUCGUUCACCGUUCAGACGGGCGCCGGCUUGAGUGCUUUGACGUUGCCCAAGCUCCAGACCAUCACAACCCUCAGUCUUGGAAGCGCAGCUCUGACAACUCUCGCUUUGGAUACUCUGACAUCCGUGGGUUCUUUCGCAGUUCCGACGGGAGCCGGCUUGACGGCGUUAACGCUGCCAAAGCUGCAGACGGUGACAACCUUCAACCUUGGGAGCUCGGCGCUGACCUCUCUCACGAUGGUCACCCUUGCAUCAGCGGGCACUUUCACAGUUUCAGCUAGCGCCGGUCUGAAGUCUUUGAUUUUGACAAACCUCCGAACGGUCUCCACAUUGACUCUCGGCGCUCCAACGGUGCAGACUCUCGAUCUGAGUGGGCUGCAGACGGCCGGUACUUUGACGUUCCAACAAACGGCAACCGACUUUAUCACCAUGCCCGACCUGGCUCAGGUUGCUAACUUGGCGAUUGUGAACACCAAACUGACCCAUGUGCAAUCCAUCGGCUCGAACGGCUUGUCCAUCACCAACAGUCUCCAGAUCACCGACAACUUAAACCUAUGUGGCUUGUCCUUUGUCUAUGCCAAGUGGACGUUGCCAUCUGGCUCCGCCGCUGUGAACAUUGCCGACAACCGAGGGAACCUGCUUGCUGGUGCGGCGCAGGACUGUCUGGCCGUCAACUUCCCGCUUCCGCCACUGACGCUGACAAAGAUCCAAGCGACCAAUGUUUCAGUGACGCUCAACACGGUGCAGAUGCUCGACACUUCCGGUCCAGUGCGGCAGUACCAGCUUUCCUAUCGUCGUUCGACCGAUGCGGCCUUUAUUUCCACCCAAACUGUGGCCUACAACGGUGACACUUCGCUCUUGUACAAGCCUGGAAACAGUCGCCAGAUUCGGUGGAACAUUACUGCGCUCGAGCCAGAGACGGCCUAUUAUUUCGAGGUGAAGGCUACCAUUGGUGCUCCUCCUUCAUCUGGCCAGCGAUUCCUAACGACAUCUCUCAACGUGACCACGCUGUCCAAUUCAGGCAAUCCCAAUACGUCAGCACAAAGCAGCGGUGCAGAUAUGGUGCCGAUCGGCGCUGGCGUUGGUGGAGGCAUCGCCUUUUUGCUGAUUGUCAUUAUCGUUCUGGUUGUGUCACGCCGUCGCAAUCGCUCUUCUGUCCAAACCCGCGAUUCCACCAUGGAGCUGGCCAGCAACCCGAUCUCCAAGAAUAGCGCCAACACGGCCAUCUACUCGUCUGUGGCCAAGCCUGUCAAACCAACCAAACCGACUGCCUCCAAGGCGGCGGAGAGCCUCUAUGCCCCAGUUGCUGCCGACAGCAUGUACGCGCCAGUUGCCGAUGCGACGGACGUCUACCAAUUGCCCAGUGAUCAGCGCAACAACGGCGACGGAGACCUCUACUCUGCAGUCGAAGGCGGCUACGCCAGCCCACCCGGUGCCAACGAUGACGAAAGCAACUAUGCCGCUCCCUUCGAUCCGAAGGCUCCUCAGAAGGCCACCCACACUGGUUUUGCCGUGUACGCCGCUCCUGUCGACUCGGCUCAAGCUGCAGGCAGCACGUACGCGGCACCUGUCGACGCCGACACGUCCGGUCCGGAGUCGUACGAGUCUCCGCAGGCUCCUUCCUCCGCGGCUACUCCCGGUGCCAUGCCAGUGUACGCCAAGCCCAACAAGGGCCCUCGUUAAUCCCGGAUUGUCCUCCCGUUCUUUGUUGUUGCUGAUGUUUGUUUGCAGUCAUGUUUGCCUGCCCUGCAUUCUCUUACUCCCCCCCCCUCCUUUUCCAACCUUGCAAUGUUUUUGAGCGUGCUUUGUUUGUUUUUGUUUUGCACGAUGCUUGUGUGCCACCCGUGUUGUCUCCAUCAUCCUACUGUACUUAGUUCAAUGUUUCGAGUUGUUGCACGA
Molecule: messenger RNA, 2627 nt
Organism: Capsaspora owczarzaki ATCC 30864
Lineage: Eukaryota; Filasterea; Ministeriida; Capsasporidae
Exons: 3
Coding region: 261-2411 (716 amino acids)
Molecular function (GO): protein binding
Source: RefSeq, a predicted model, not a curated record